Colletes gigas is the source of this 759-nucleotide messenger RNA. RefSeq lists its product as uncharacterized. The coding region runs from base 1 to 759 and encodes 252 amino acids. The record is from RefSeq and is a predicted model, not a curated record. NCBI's taxonomy places the organism in Eukaryota, Metazoa, Arthropoda, Insecta, Hymenoptera, Colletidae. The transcript has a single exon.
AUGUCCUGUUUCGGCGGCACCGACGAACAGAUCUACAUGGUCGAGGUACUGAUCCACAGGGUGACUCUCACGCGAGGAAAGAUCAAGGAUAUCGGUGAAUAUCCAAUAGCGAUAAAGGUGAAGUUUAUGAACUUCCCCGUGUUCGAGAUCACGCGACAGGACUUUUACUCCUACACUCCACCGCCGCCCGAAGAGGACGGUUGCUCCCUGCGGUUCAUGAUAGGCAGGAGUUGUUUGUUCGUUAUGCAGCCGAAAGAACUGGUACACGUGUUGCAAUCGACGGCUAUAAAGGUGGGUGUCUUCCGAAUCGGUGACACUUAUCCAACAGCCGAGACGGAGGUAGAGCUACCUGGCUGUCUAUGCGAUCAAGUGGCCAUGGCCCAGAACGACGCGGAGAACCUGCCCAAACCUUUCGUCGUGAAGGGUAGCUACAAUCUCGUGGAUCCUGGCGAGAAUCCGUCGGGCACGGUGGACAUGGAGCUGCGACUGCUAUGCUUUGGCAGAUCCAUCAUGACCCAUUACGAGUUGCACCCCAAGUUCUUUACGUUCAGAAACCAGGACCAAGAACGAGAGUUCUGUGUCAGACGACUGGUACCGCCCAGCUACCUUCCGGAAGGUGUCACCCACGACAUCUCCCAGUUCCCAGACAGAACGACGAUGGACGAGUUGAAAGGGAUCAAGCCGGAAAUGACGCGCAAAGGGAGAGGACGAAAGGGCAGAAAGAAGGGCAAAGGUGGCAAACGAAAGGGUAAAAAGUGA